AUGAAAAAUAUUUUGUACUUUGUGCUAUUAAUUAGUUUAUUUGGAUCUCUUGCGACAUUUACUGUCGAAAUACAAAAAACUAAAAAUAAAAAAAUAAAUGAUAUUCUUGACGAAGAAGAUUAUAUAUCCAUGCUUGCUAAGUUGCACCACCUAGAAAUUUUAGAUGAAGAAGACAUAGAAACAGAUGAAAGCCUUGAAAAGGCUACUAAUAAAAACAAUAAAGAACAUGACGAGUACUCAUUGCCUGAGUUGCUAGAUAUAAAAACUUUAGAUGAAGAAACUUUAGAUAUGAUCCAUAGACAUCUUAUAAACCCUAUUGAUGAUGAAAAAUCUUUAGAAGAAAAACAAGAGCGUGAUACUCAAAAAAGCACAAAUCAAACAGGAAUUGAUCUGAAUAAAAAAUCUAAUGAAGUAUCACCGCCAGAACAACAAAUUAUUCAAGAGCUACCAAAAAAACAAAAUUCUGACCCUUCUGAUGCUGAUGAGAAUGCAGCUCAUCUACAAAAAGCCGAUCAAAAAAAAGAAAGUGAGCUUGCGAUAGAUAAAAUGCCACAAAACAAAGAAAAUACCUAUAAAACAGACAAUCAAAAAAAGAAUAUACAAAGGCUUGAAAAGCCUAUAGUUGCAAAAUCUAAAGAAGAAAACGAACGUAAAAAAUUACAACAAUGGUUAGAAUUAAAGAGAGAUCGAAUAGGUGGGUGGGCUCGCGAAAACUCACACAGCAAAUUAAUAUAUAAACGACAAUAUGAUAGUCUGAAUGAACAUUUACCAACAUCUGUAUUUGUUCAUGAUUAUAGCAAACAGCUCUUUUACUGCAUUAAAAAGAACAAUUUAUCCUGUUUACGGGGAAUAAUAAAUAAAUUGGAAAAAAUUGGGUUAAGUAUUGAAGAAUCACUAAAAUCGAGAAAUAAAUUAGGAGAUACUCCUUUAAUUUAUGCAGCGAAGUGGGGUGAAAUAGAUAUGGUGCGGUUCCUAUUAUUACAAGGUUCUGAACUUAAUUCGGUUAAUUAUAAUUUUCAGUCUGCCAUGGAUAUAGCAAUUACAAAGAAGCACGUCGGUAUAAUAAAUGCAAUUGCAGAAAUGACCCCGCGCCUUGUAGAACAUAAAAAAAUAAACAAUAAAAAAGACUCGGCAAUGUAUAACUGGGCUAUAAAAACAAAAAAAGAUAAUGAGUCAAAGUGCGAUGCAGAUUACUAG
Messenger RNA from Cinara cedri, 1197 nucleotides. NCBI's taxonomy places the organism in Eukaryota, Metazoa, Arthropoda, Insecta, Hemiptera, Aphididae. The record is from the annotation of a GenBank genome assembly.